Hipposideros armiger (great roundleaf bat) is the source of this 4994-nucleotide messenger RNA. RefSeq names its product transmembrane protein 89 (gene TMEM89). The transcript is spliced from 2 exons. NCBI's taxonomy places the organism in Eukaryota, Metazoa, Chordata, Mammalia, Chiroptera, Hipposideridae. Bases 1748 to 2464 code for a protein of 238 amino acids. The record is from RefSeq and is a predicted model, not a curated record.
CGGCAAGGUUGGGGCAGGGACGGAAGGCUUGGAGAGGGCAGGGUCAGGCAAGGAGAGUAUAGAGCAGGAAGGAGAGCUUGGGACCAGGCCCAGGCGGGAGCACCCAGGUUCAAGUUUGUCCCCAGCCACACACAGCCCUCGGCACCUAUUCUUGGUGGUGAAAUAGUUGGAAUCAGAGCUGCUUUUCAGGAAUGAUCUGUUCUCGGGGACACCCGAUAAGGGCCAGGGCAGGCCAGGUGCCACUGGGCAGCCCCUGGAGAGUGUAGCGUGAAUACCUGAAUUAGCCAGCUGAGGACGUGCAGGUGUUUACAGGGACUGCUGGUCUGCAUUUAGAAGUAAGAAGGCGCAUGACUGAUUUACUUCAGAGAAUGCCUCUUUGUAUAGUUAGAUCACCUCAGCUUUGCCAGUCAGUCAGCCACGAAGUAUGUGCUGAUUUUUGCCAUAAAAUGUCAACAUCAGGGCAUGUGGCCCAGUGGGCAGCAGCGGGCCUUCAGGCCAGCUGAUACUCUGAGUGAUUGAGGUAUGGGGGUGGGGUGUUGGGAACAGAUUUUAGCAGUGUUGCAAAUAAAGACACAUGAAGUCGAAAGUAACUCGGCAAGGCAAACUUUACUUCUGCAGAAGGAUGCGGAGCCACUGAAAGCCAGUCUAGCAAGCACACUGAGUGGGAAGUCCACUCAGUUUUUAUCCCUAACGCGGGUUCCACUAUGUCAUGCUCUAUUGGCAAGAGCGUGACCUUACAAUCUAAACCGAUUGGCUAAUAGAAAAGCAAGAUCUGCCUAGUUACAAGAUUAGAUAAGCUUGAAAAUGAGGAAUUACUACACAAUGGUGAGAAAGUACAUUUUUAACUAAAACCACUACACAAUAGUGAGAAAGAGGAAGUAUAUUUUUAAACUUUGUUGUCUUUGACAGAAAAGACUAGGGCCUUUUUGAAUGAGGGACACUAGAACCUUCCUGGGCCUUGGUGUCUUCUCAUCAAUAGAGCAGGAAUGGUAAUAGUACCCGCCUCCUGGGUUACUCAAUGAGCAUUCAAUGAGGAAAUACCACAGAAUGCUUGGAACAGUGGUGAGUAAGUGGACGGAUGGGUGCUGCCCCACCCUCCAAGUCACUGAGCCACCCUUACCCAGCCCUGUUUCUGUCUCAGUGUGUAUCAGUGCCCUGCGCUCUGUUCGCCACUCACCUGUCCUCUCCUCACCCCUAGAACCAGGAAGGCAGCCCCGGAAGGCAGGGCUUUGUGUCUACUCUGUCACCCCAUGUCCCAGCACCAGGACCGGUGCCUGGCAUGUGGCAGUGCUUGGUAAAUAUUGGUUGAGUGAAACUUGUGUGCUGGAGUAGAGGGCAGACCUCAGACAAGAAGUUGCAGCUACUUAGAAAUGCUUUGAGGAAAAGAAACAGCGUCACACGAGAGGAGGGACUGUGUCGCCCAAGAUGGUCACGGGAGGGAGGUUCAGGGAGCAGGGAGCCUUUGAACAGAAACUCCAGCCAUGAGAAGUGCCUUUCCAGGAGUCAAGGACGGUGCUCCUGGUGUAGGGAACUCGGGUGUGUUCAGGAUCACAGAGGCCGCGGGAGGGAAGACAGAAGCACCCAGUCCUCACAGGCCAGGAUGGGCCCUUGGGCUUUAUUCAGAGAGUGAGGGACCCCACAUUUUUCAGCAUUCACUCUGCUGUGAUGCUGACUGUAGGGGACCACUGAGCAGCUCUGAGCUAGACAGCAGCAUUAGAGGCGGUGGGGAUAGAAUUUUAGGGGUUGGAUGUUAGGUGCAGAGGCUGGGGUGGGGAGGAGGUAUUCUUUCAGUCCUAGGCCCCGAGCCUGCCAUGCCAUCCUCCCAGGCCUGGAACUGUAUCCAUACUCCCACCCCCCACUACAUUUUCUGGCCAGGGUGCACCUCAUGAAAGGUCAUGGGCCCAGCUGGAACCUGCUGCCUCUGGGGGAGGGGUUGUGUUGCCUGUUGCUAGGCACCCAGGUUCCGGCUGGCACUUGGGCAGACAUGCUGUAUGCAACAUCCUUCCUGCUUUUGCUGCUCCCGCUGGCGAUGCCUUCCCCAACCUAUGCCUGGUCACGGCCACUGUGGUACCAGGUGGGGCUGGACUUACAGCCCUGGGGGUGCCAGCCAAACAGCCUGGAGGGUUGCAGGGCUAGCCUGGGCUGUCCUGGCCACUGGAUGGGCCUGGCGGGGAACCGCAUCUACCCUGUGGCUGGGGUCACACUCACCACUACCAUGCUGCUGCUGCUGAGCCGUAAGAUGCUGCAGUGGAGGCGUUCACAGGCCACUAAGAGCGAGCAUCUGAAGGUAACCACUGGCCCUUCGGGACCCUGGAAGCGGCAGACCCUGAUCUCAGACCGAACCCUACUCGUUGGGGUCCUGCACAUGCUGGAUGCCCUCCUCGUCCAGAUCGAGGGCCACCUGCAGCAUCUAGCCACCCAGCAGCCAAUGCAAAUAAAGGGGACUCCCACCCACAGUGGGUGACCCAACAUAUGCCUCUCUCUUCUUGGCGGCCAGCCGGGGUGAGGCUGGCCUGAGACUCUGGGCCAGCCUGGACCCUGGACCCGCUUUCUACUUUAAGAGCCAACAGACCUGUUGAGGCCUCAGCGCCCAAGAUAGGUGGGCGGUUGGGGCCCAAGCUGGCUCGCACAGCUCCAUUGCCCCCCACCAACUAACCCCUCCUCCCUAAGGUCCCACCCACAAAUACAACUGCUCUUCUGAGGCUCCUCAGGGGUCCCCAGUGUGGUGGCAGAAUACUUGACCAUCAGGUCAGGCUUCCAGGGAGGGCUGCUCAGUAGUGACUACCUGGCAAAGUCGGGUUGGGGGUGGGGGCUGGAGGGUGAGCCCCGGCUGCCUUCAUCUUUGUGGUGUCUCAAAACAUGUGCUCUGGUGCCCGAGUGGCCCUUGGUUCAAGGUCCCCGGAAGUGGAAUGAGGGCUGAACCUCACCCUCUUCUUCCUUCUGCCAUAGGUUGAGUGGGUACUGAGUCCUGUGCAUUUUUAGGGUUUCUGUUUUAUAAAAACCAUAUAACAUUAUGAAUUCAAAAAUAGAAACAAGUGAAUUAAUGAAAAAUGACAAAUUACAAAUGUUAUAAGGUUCACAAACACUACAAUGCAAACUCCAGAACAAUAACAUUUAUGGUGACUUCUUGAUACAUUUCUGGAAUACUUUUCCCCCUACAUUUCCUGACUGUUCGCUGAUGGCCUCUCUGUACGGUCAGGAUUCUGUCAUUAGAGAGAAAUAUGUUCCAUACAGAAAAUAGAAAGAUAAUUCAGUCUUCCUUUUAACAUGGUUGAUUGAAAUUUGUGUUUUAAUUAUGGAUAGUUCAGAAAAUUUGUUUCCUAUUUCUCUCAAUUUGUUAUUGAUGGUGUCACAUAAAUGAUAUGGAUUGUUUUCAAUUUUGAGAAACUGUCAUCAACUUUCUUUCAUAUACAUGCUGCAUGAUUUGGGAGAAUUUGCCACAGGUGGGAUUCUGGCACCACACAUUUCAAACCUUGCUUUCCCUCCCUGGCCCACGUUUUUUCUAGCAUUGGGCACUGUGGGGUAGGUUCUAAAUGCAACAGGACCUUGCACAUUUGUCCUGACCAGGAGUGCUGACCCAGCAAGAGGUUCCUGGAAGCCAUCCAACACCAGGACAGAAACAAUGAGCUAACCAUACACAGGAGUGGAGCAAACCACAGAAAUAUGUCCCUCUGAACACAAACCAAGUGUGUCCCUUGGUUUGCAUUGGGGAUGGGCUGCCCACAACUUCAAGGAAAGCCUGCUGUUUCUGGGCCUUGAAAAGGCAGUUGGAGAACGGGUCUGCCUCAGCUGCGGAGGGCCCCAUCACAGCUGGUUUCCUCCCUCCCUCAGAUGCCGAUCUUAAAGGGAUCCCUGGUAAACACCCGGAUCUCCCUCUUGGAGUUUGCUCCCCCGUAAGCCCAAUCUGGGACAAUCCCCAACUCACCUUCCACUUGGCUGGACCCCAAAAAUGUCACAGCUUCUCCAAUGUCUCCCACAUAAAGAGAAGUGGGAUGGAGGAGUAUCCGAGUUGGAAAAAGACACAUAUCCUAAUUGAACGCAGUUAGAUUGUCUUAAUUUUGCAAGUUUUCCAAAAAUACUUGACCCUAUGGACACACUACUGGGGCUCCUCUCAAAGCAAGGAAGUAAAGGGCAUUGAAGGCUGAACUUCAUCAGCCUCUGGUUAGGCCCACUUCUAUACAAGGUUUAAUGAGCACCUACUGUUUGCUAGCCCUAUUGUGGAUGCCGGGAUCUGCUGAUGUGCAGAACACUACCGGCUCCUCCCUCACCCACUCACAAAUGGGGGAGGGUGGUGGUGAUGGUGGUGAAACAGACUCAAGAAGGCAAUUACUCUGCAGAGAGGUAUGCUGGCACAAUCAGAGUGGGGCAGGUAUGGGCUGAUUGCUGGGACCUGAAGGAUGAAUGUGGGGUGAUGAGAGAAAAGGGAGAGUGCUCCCGUCAGGAGGACAAGCACAUACAAGGGUCUGGUAAGGGAAAAGACCUCCUGUUCCAGGGUCUAUAAAGUGUCCGGGAUUUCAGGGGCAAGAAGGAGCUCUGGAGAGCACGAAGGAGCAGGCUGGGUGCUCCCACGGGCAGGAAUUGGUGCCUCCUGGGGACGGUGUGGAAUCUGUAGCUAUGUUACAGUACAUGACAAAAAGAACUCUGCAGAUGGAAUUAAGGUUAAAGAAUUUAGGGAGAUUAUUCUGGAUUAUUUUGGUAGGCCCAAAAUAAUCACAUGAACCCUUAAAGGCAGAAAAGGAGCCCAAGAUUCAAAGUGUAAGAGGUACUUGGUCCUCUGCUGCUAGCCUUGAAGGUGGUGGAAAGAUCCAAAGAAUUCAGGUGGCCUCUAGAAGCUGGUGAUAUGACCUCAGGUAACAGCCAGCAAGAAAACAGGAACCUCGGUUCCACAAACCACUGGGAUCUAAAUUCUGCAAACAGCCUGAAUGACCAAGGACACAUUCUCCCUUAGAGCCUCCAGAAAGGAACACAGGCCUAUUGAUGCCUUGAUUUUAGCC